Molecule: messenger RNA, 1287 nt
Organism: Loa loa (African eye worm)
Lineage: Eukaryota; Metazoa; Nematoda; Chromadorea; Rhabditida; Onchocercidae
Product: immunoglobulin I-set domain-containing protein
Exons: 3
Coding region: 16-339 (107 amino acids)
Source: RefSeq, a predicted model, not a curated record
UUUCAGUGAAAAAUCAUGAGUCUUGCACCAUUCUUCGAUAAAGCACCUUCAAUAAUCAAUAAACCUGAUGGUAGUGUAUUAUUCGAAUGCAUGUGUAAUGCGAAUCCCGAGCCAAUGAUACAAUGGUUUUUCAAGGAUAAAGAAUUAAGCGGUGAUCGAUAUACAAUGAAGACAAAAAAAAUGGUUGGCAAAUGGACAUGCACGAUGACUAUAAAGAAUCCAACACUGCAAGAUCAAGGAAUAUAUAAAGUUGUGGCGACGAAUAAGAAUGGUACUCAUUCAGUGGAACAGCAUUAUGUACUAUCAUGCACUGCUAAUGAAGUUUUCAAAACACAAUAAUUAACCGAUAUUUUGUUUAUUGAUUCCUUGUAAUGUCAAUUUAAAUAAAAUCAUCGAAUAAUUCAAAGCAAAGCAAGCAGACGCAAGAGAAAUAAAUUUAAAAUUUAAAAGGAAUUUAAGCAGAUAGAAGAAGCAAAAUAUCUCAAUUUUUUCGUUUUCUUUAAAAAAAAGAAAAUAAGUAGAGAGCGGAUCGAGAAUGGUAAGUAACAGUUUUGAAAAUGUACAAAAAAGAGAAGUUCCUUUAGAUUGAAUUGAUCUUAACAUAUAUAAAUUCAAAUACACAUCAGAAAUUCUAUACAGCACCAAAAGAUUAUUCUCUCAAUACAAACAAUCAUUAAUCUUACUCAAGUAUAUAGCACCAAUUACCAAUGGUUAAUUAUCCUAAACUCCAAGCUAUAUCGUACUGUCACUAGUUGUGGCAGUGACCGGUUAUAAUUUCUUCAAUAUUUUCAAGAAUUUAAUUGAUUCAAAUAAACGAAUAUUCAUGUUCAAAAAAUGUUAGCUCAUCAGUGAUAACAAUAAUUGAUUAUAGAUUAAACUUACCAAAAAUAAUAGCUAUAAUAAAGGAAACACUCCUCUUCCAACGCAAAUAACACGUCAUAGGUCACAUAAUGACACGUCAGUUAGCUUGAGGAGUGCAUGUAUUCUUUACAUGAACAUCACAUUUUACAUUCACUUCUUUCAAAAGCAUAAUCCCGCAUAUCUGUCACAGACCAAGAAAAAUUUAUAUGACCAAUUAAAAUAUUUGUUGUUUAGAACAUAUCCAAGAUAAGGGACUCAUUACUUUACUUGAAAAAUCAAACAAAUCUUUUCCAUAUCAAAGGUGAUAAGUCAGUUUAUCUAAUUUUGAUGCAAAUUCUUCUUACCUGAGGAUUAAAUCUUGUAUGUAAAGAUCUUGUAUGCAACUUUGAAAUAUUGUAAAGAUCUUACAUGCAACUGCUGCAUAUA